AGCUCGCAGUUGCUCCCCCUGAGAUCUGCAGCAUUCGUCAUCAAUGGGCAACUUCGUGUCCAAGAUCAACUCAAACCCAAAGCUGCAAAAGGCAAAAGUCAGCACAAACAGCAGCGAAUGCACAGACACAUGUUUGACGCAUCGUGUGCGUGUGUGUGUGUUGGUUGCAGACGAAGCUGACGAAGUUGGCCAAGGAUGUGUAUUGGUUGGGCAGCAACACGGUGUGGGUGGCCAUCACGGCCUUCAUCGUGCUGGGCGUGCCGGUGUUUCUGCAGUACGAGAAGGAGUGCCAGAUGUUCGACAUGCAGGCCAACAUGAUGCAGCAGCAGGCACAGGCAGUAGAGGCAGCCGUGUCGGCCGUCAAACAGGGCCAGCCUGUGUGAUUGAGGUGGCAAGUGGUUGGAUUGGUGUAAGUGGUUGUAUAGAUGGUGGGUGGGUGAGGUGCCUAACUGUCCGUUUUGUGGCAGACGCGCCGUACACGAGCACACUGCUGGGGUGUAGAGAAUAUCAUUGACUGCGUGAUAUUCAUGCUGCUGCAGUGGAAGGAUGAUACGUGUCAACGAGUGCUGCCGGUGUGUACACCACAUCCAUCUGCCUUUCUUCUUCCUUGUGUGCACAUGGUGACUUGACUUGCAGUCGACGUGAAUGCUCCUACUUUCUGUGUACAGCAGCACUGGCAAA
Vitrella brassicaformis is the source of this 681-nucleotide messenger RNA. The record is from the annotation of a GenBank genome assembly. Lineage: Eukaryota; Vitrellaceae.